AUACCUUUUAUAUCUACAACUAAAAAGGGACAUCUUCCAUGGCCGUUUGUUGUGUUCUUUUUCUGAUGCUGCCUACCUGGGUGCUUGUAUUGUCCAAGCUGAGCUUGGUGAUUAUGAUUCUGAUGAACACCCAGAGAAUUAUAUCAGCGACUUCAAAAUUUUCCCCAAGCAGUCACAAAAGCUCGAGAGGAAAAUAGCUGAAAUGCAUAAAAAUGAAUUCGGAGGUCAGACCCCAGCUGUUGCUGAAUUUAACUUGCUCCUGAAGGCGUAUUCUUUGGAAACUUAUGGUGUUGAUCCUCAUCCUUGCAAGGACUCAACUGGGAUGACUACAUUUUUAGGAUUCACAGCUGCAGGAUUUGUAGUUUUCCAGGGGAAUAAAAGAAUUCAUUUGUUAAAAUGGUGUGAUGUCUAUAAACUGAAAUUUGAGGGGAAGACUUUUUAUGUGUUUGGAGCUCAGAAAGAGAAAAAGGCUGUGCUGUCAUUCCAUACCUCUACACCAGCAGCCUGCAAGCAUCUUUGGAAAUGUGGGGUGGAGAACCAGGCUUUUUACAAGUAUGCAAAAUCCAGUCAGAUCAAGACCAUGUCCAGCAGCAAGAUAUUUUUUAAAGGCAGUAGAUUUCGAUACAGUGGAAAAGUAGCCAAAGAAGUUGUGGAGGCAAGCUCUAAAAUCCAGAGGGAACCUCCUGAAGUUCACAGAACCAGCAUUACCCAGAGUCGCAGCUCUCCCUCGUUGAACAAGCAACUCAUAAUCAACAUGGAACCUCUGCAGCCCCUCCUUCCUUCUCCCUGUGAGGGGGAAGAGGUUCCUUUAGAUGAAG
This is a messenger RNA of Phaethon lepturus (White-tailed tropicbird), 818 nucleotides long. RefSeq names its product FERM domain containing 5 (gene FRMD5). The record is from RefSeq and is a predicted model, not a curated record. The transcript is spliced from 9 exons. Gene Ontology annotation, cellular component: cytoskeleton. NCBI's taxonomy places the organism in Eukaryota, Metazoa, Chordata, Aves, Phaethontiformes, Phaethontidae. The annotation marks the transcript as partial.